Molecule: messenger RNA, 1296 nt
Organism: Trichoderma gamsii
Lineage: Eukaryota; Fungi; Ascomycota; Sordariomycetes; Hypocreales; Hypocreaceae
Exons: 1
Coding region: 1-1296 (431 amino acids)
Molecular function (GO): hydrolase activity
Source: RefSeq, a predicted model, not a curated record
AUGCUUCCGAAUCACUGUUCUCGGGCCAUCGGCACUGCAGCCUGGGGCUUACCGCGGAGAAACAUCAUUGGCUACAUCACUUACACCUCAUCACUGUCACUUGACAACAGGCAGCAUCGCCAUACUCAACUCCGACAUCACAGCACAGCACCACCUCCGCCCAAACCAAAGCGAGAAAUCGCCUCAUCCAUCAAACCAUACGACGGCAUCAUCAGCAUCGACUCCAUCAUGACAAUCCCUCCCAAGCCAUCACCAUUCCUUGAUUCUCCUACCAUCAAGACCCGCAUCCUCAUCAUCUCUGACACUCACACCUCCGUCCCCUUACCAGAGGAAGAGGGCGACACUGAAACUGAACUCAACAAACCGAAUGCAUCAAUGAAACGUCCCACCGGUUUCCGAGAGCCCCUCCCAGAGGCCGAUGUCGUCCUUCACUGCGGCGAUCUCACCAAGCACGGGAGGCCCGACGAGGUGCGCAAGACGUUUGACAUGCUGAGAGGCCUGCGCGCGCCGCUGAAGCUGGUCAUCGCUGGCAACCACGAUCUGGCCUUUGAUGAUACGAACUAUACCCAUGACGGCACUGACAGCGAUGGUGCCGCCAAACAUGACAAGCCCAAGUAUAACAAGGUCAUGCAGAUUGCCCAAGAAGCCGAGGUCGACGGCGUCAGAUAUCUUACCGAAGGGACAUACUCUUUCGACCUCGCCAACGGCUCCCGGCUGCGCAUCUACGCAAGCCAGUACACGCCCAUGUAUGGUUUCUGGGCGUUUCAGUAUCAUGGCGGAGAGCACAACUUUGACAUCCCAUCCGAUGUCGACAUUGCCAUGACCCACGGCCCUCCGCUCGGCGUCCUCGACCGUACCUCUCGCGGGGACAGAGCUGGCUGUGGAACUCUCUUCAGAUCCCUGUACCAAGCAAGGCCCAAGAUCCAUUGUUUCGGCCAUAUUCACGAAAACUGGGGUGCAGAACUGAUGCAAUGGAAACCCGAGCCCAGCAGUUCCGAGGCCGUCAUUUCAUCCACUACCGUCCUCGAUAAGGAAAACUCACGCACCCUCUAUACUCUCACUCCACCUCCCUCAUCUAUGCCAACUAAUGACACUACUUUGACCUACACGGAGGAGCAUAAUCGUCUCCUGGAGUGGAGCAAGGACCGCGGCUGCUACAUCGAUCUAGCAGAUGGCGAGAACAGGAUCAGAGAAGGCGAACAGACGCUUUUUGUCAACGCGUCCAUUAUGAGCGUUCGAUAUCGGCCAACUCAGAUGCCCAUGGUAAUAGACAUGAACCUGCCAAGAGCGACAUAA